This is a messenger RNA of Cinara cedri, 26722 nucleotides long. Lineage: Eukaryota; Metazoa; Arthropoda; Insecta; Hemiptera; Aphididae. The record is from the annotation of a GenBank genome assembly.
AUGGGUAUUGUCACAGAUAUUUUUAAAGACCAUUAUAAUCAUGCAAUCAUCAAAUCAUCUUGGCGAGGUUUAAGAAGUUCCGGUGGCUGUUAUGUAAUAAUAUAUAACAAUUUUUUUUUAACACGGGUCUCGUGCAUAAAUUACUUUAAUUUAACUUGAUAAGUAUUUUUAUUAUUUUUUUUUUUUUAUGGUAUCCAUUGUGUUGUUGUAAAUAAGGAAGAUAGUAGUCACCUAGGGUAGGUGUAUAGCUUAUUUAUUCUUGGUUCCUUCACCUCGUCAAUAUUGACUUGAGUGACCUAAAAAUCUAGAUUUGUUUAUUUUUUCUCACAAACGUAAUUAUUAUAAGGUAAGUAUUAUAUGCGUUACUGAUGAAGUGAUAAACAUUUUUACCAACAUUAAUUUCAUUUGUAUAACAGCAUGUGUUGUGUAUACAGUUCUUGGAGUUCUCAUGAUUGCACAUCUAAAAUGUACAACAUCUCUUAUACUUCUUAUCUAAUGACUUCAAAUUAAUAACUUUAAUUUCGUUUUUGAAAAUAUUUACGUCCUUAUAUCUAGGUACCUACAUACUACAUACAUGGUAAAGUAAUAUAUAUUGCUAUCAAACCAACACUAUUAACUAAACUCCGCUCAAAAUCGUUUUUUAAUAGCAAUAUCUCACUUACAACAGUGACUCGCUCAUCGUGCGAAUGUAUCUUUUUUAAAUACCAAUAUUCACGGUAAAAUGUAUAUCUUAUUAAAAAAUUAAAAACCAAAUGGGAAAAAAAAGAGUGAAAUAUAUAUAAUUUUUGAAACAUCGAGUUUGAUCACGAAUUUAAAAAAAUCGGGAUGUCGUCGGUUUUACAUCAAUUUUUGAUUAAUCCAUAUUUCUUUUCAAAUUUACAUAUAUAAUAUAGAUAUGUAUAAAUUUGUAAUGGUUCCAGAAAAAAGAAAAGGUUUUACCUAUAUUGCGAACCGUUUCAACUUAAACGGUGCAGGUGUAUCUGCAAUUACACUUGCAUUAGUUAAUUAAACGUGUUAAAUUUUUUUUAGUUAUCUCUUCAGUUUCCAUUUGAAGUAGGUAACUACCUGCUUUAAUAAAGUUUGCAAUAUUUUUUUUUUAUAUUUGCAUUUAAAUCGUUUAUUCUGUUUGUACUUUUAAUAGUUAAUUAAAUGGGUAUUUAUUAUAAUGUUGCUUUGUCAACAAUAUAAUGUAUGGUAUAUAUCAUAUUAUGGUAAAAUGAUUACAAAAAUGUUUCCAUGACAACAAUGAUUGUUUAAAAAAGGUUAAAAUAACAAAAAAUAAAUAAAAACGGUUGCCAAUGACAAUCUAAUUUUUAAUCUUUCAAUCUUUUUUAACUUAGAGAACCAGUUUUUCCUCAUUAUCUCGAAUAUUAAUGAAAAUUUCUAAAAAUGACCUCUCUAAAGUAUCACCUAGAGAACAAUAAUUCCUUUCAGAAAAAAAGCUUCUAUAAUUAAUAAUAAGAGUAAGUUUUCUGGUAGAAAAAUUAUUCAUAAAAAAAAAAAAAUUUUGUAAAACCAAUACAUUCUUCGCUAAACUCCGAAGCUAAAAUUAUUUUUUUAUUCAUAUAUAAUGCGUAUACAAAGUGUAAACAUAAUAAUUUGUUUGAAUAAUUUAUUUUGAUCGUUUGAAAUGAAAUAUUCUAUAAGUAAACGAAUUAGGAAAGCCAACGAGUCUACAAGCAAACCGAGUUGCUAGAUUCUAAACGUGCAGUUCCGAACACAAUUUUGAACAAAUUUGACAACCGAUAGUACAGAUGUCGGCAGAAAUCUAAAUAAAUUAAAAAUCUCAAUUUGCAAAUAUAGUAUUAAUAGAUCAUUUUUAAAUUUUCUAAGCACUACUUAUAUUAUUAUGUAAAAAACAAUUUUUUAUUAAAAAAUACUAGUACAUAUUAGUAUUUUUUAGAUUCUGAGCGUAGCUAUUGGUUUUAUUAACAUGUUUAUUUUUUUUUGUAAUUCUUUUAGUCUGUGAACACGUUUUUACCUAGGAAACUUGCUCCGAUUUUUACCUACAGCAACUUUUCUGAAAGUUCAAGUUGUAUAAAUUGUUUAGAGAAGUUUUUUUGAGUGUCGAAAACGUACAAUUUUAGGAUUUCAUUAUUUUAUAAAAACACGGACGACGUUUUCUACCAGAACGAAAAAUCACAUACUAUAUUUUUUGUUGCCUUUUGAUUUACUUUCUUACCGUAUAACUGCUAAAACUUUUUAGCUACUUUUAAUAGCUUUUAAGAAAUUUUAAUUUUUGAGAGCUGUAAUUCGAUUAUAAAUACACGUAGAGUGUGAGGAAGGGCAUUAUAAUUAUUUUUACGUACAAUUUAACAAUAUUUUAUAAUAUUUUUCAAAAAAAAUAAAUUCCAAGUUCUAAAGCAUUUGUAAUUUAAUUUUUUUUAUUGUUUAAAACUAAUAUUAUCGGUUAUUGAACUAUAAGUUUUAGGUAUACUAUUAAAAUAUUUGAUAAGUAUGUAUAAAUUGCCACUGAGUACCUACCUUGGUAAUUACCUAAUACGUGUUAUUGUAAAGGCCAAAGACCGCGAAUUUAAUGCAUUAAACAAAUAAUAAUAAUAACAAUACACAUUAUAUAAAAACAUUUUAAGGAAUUUUAAUUUUUGGGAGAUUUUUUGCUGUAAUUUGGUUAUAAAUACACGUAGAGACUUGAAACUUGGUAAUAAUACUUAUUAAUAUAAGUUUAAGUACUUAGAUGUGAUAAAAUUUUGAAAAUUAUAGGAAGACAUUUUUUUUUUUAAUAAGCGUUUUGAAAUCAAACUUGAACGAAAAUCGCAAAAAAAAAAAAUAUUACGUCAUUUAAAAUUAUGUUACCAAACUGCGCUCGGAAUUGUCUUUCGUCAAGCAUUACACAAAGUGUCUUGACUCAUAUAUAGAAACCUCCAACAUUUAAAUACAUAUACAAUUGGAGGGGUUAGUAGGUAAAGGUAAAAGGUGUAAACUGAAAUUUUGUUUGUAAUUGAUAUUAUUUCGUAAAUCGACUCGUUUUGACGUAUUACAGCGAAUAUGUAUAAAAAAUAAAAAAAAACUUAUAUACCUCUCUAAAGAACCACCCGGAGAACAUUUCUUUUCAGAAAAAGUGCUAGACUUGAUAAUCGGAGUAUGCUUUCUGGAAGAGAAAGUGUUUACAUAAAAAAAAAAUUAAAAAAAAUUUUUUAAUACUCGUUCCAUUCAGAAUCUAAAAAAAACCAAUUCGUUUUAAACGACUAUAAAAGUACUUAUUUCUUAUGCGAAUCUAUUGAUACCAUAAAUUUGAGUUGACAACCCAAAUCGUAUAAGUAUGACAUGCAAUUUAUCGUAUUCUGCAGGUAGAUAAACUAUAAAUACUCCUGUCCUUCAGGAAAGCGGAAAGUUUAAACAUAAUUCCUGCAGGAAUAGUAGGUAUUCGUAUAAAUCAUAUUAAUGUUCUUCUAUAAUUAUUUUCAUAUUUGAACCAAAUAUACAAGUUGUGCAUUAGGUAAGACUAUAAACUAUAAAAUGCUCAAAUUUGUUCAUGAUGAGCCUUAAAAAGAUGCAGGAUUUUCGAAUAGUGGUACUUUAGAUCAACAAUUUUUCUAGAUUUCCAACCAUUUUUAUUAAAAAUUAAAUAAACUGACAAAUUAAUGAUGUUACACAUACAUUUUAAUAUGCUGAUUUCUUGACAACAAGGGAAAAUCCCAUCUGAUAUUUAUAACUUUUCCAGUUUACUAAGAUCUCCUCGUUUUUCGAUUAAAAUGGUUAACCGGUACUUUCAGUAAACCGAAUAAAUUACCAUGUUAUAUACUUAUUCUAUACCUUCCCAACUUAACAUUUACAACAGUGACCUAUUGACUAACAGUUAUGCAUUUUAGAGGUCGAUAGGGUAAAUUUUCCCCUUCCCCAAAAGCUUUUUUCGUAAAGAUAAACUAUUAUAUUAAUAAUCUAACGUCAAUAUAUAAACUAUAAUCGUAUACACCUAACAUUUUUAUUCGCUUGCUAGUUUAUGCUAAUAUUACUCUUUUUUUUUCCAGAUUGUUCAGACCUGUAUUCCCUCACAUACAUAGGUACAAAUAGCGAUUUUAAGAGUUGAGGAGGCUGGGUCUUAGCUCAGUUCCGAAUCGGGAUACCUCUAAAAAAUGUUUACUCGCUACGCUCAGUUUCAAAUACGCUAGUAUAUUAAACUUUUAUCUAAUUACAAUGUAACUGAAUAAGAAAACUUACUACAAAUGUACUAUUUCAACAGACUAUAGUCUAUGAUAGUUAGGUAUGCUUAGAACUGUUUAUUGAAUACAAAAUAUAUUACGCACGUCUACACUCUACAAGCAUCAGUUUUAUUUUUUAUUAUUAAUUUGUUUUAUGUCUUUAAAAAUAUUUAAUUCAAUGAAUGUAAAAAAAAAAAAAUAAGUAAUUUAGGGAGGGACGAUUAUUGACAUUUUUGAGUGAGCUAAGCCCCAAAGCCUCACCCCUUAUUAGAGUUUAUGUUCAGAUACAACCUAUAGGUGUAUAAUAUAUAAUAUAUAUAUGUGUAUGAAUUAUAUUACCCUCCUCCCCAAAAUGAACACUGUAAUGCACCACUGCUUACUAACAUUAACCAGUACGAGUACUGCGAGUACUGAGGAGCGUAGUGAUCGCACACCAAACAUCCGCAAUGGACUUUUGUUUAAUUUCUUUUUCGUUAAUCGAAAUGAACAGUUAUAUGUAAACUAAAUAGAUAGGUAUUUAUAUGUUUUCGUAAAUUAUUUUAUUAUUUUUACAAUAUUAUUUAUCACAAUGUGUAUAGAAAUGUGUCAUUAGGUAACCUAUUGAUAUACGAAUAUAUAAUAAUAUAAUAAUAUAGUACCAAAACAAGAAUAAAAACAAACUAUAACAUUAUAAUAUUUUCAAACCUAUAAAAUUAUAGAUACCGACUUCUUUUGAAAUCGCUUUUAAUUGCCAUAGGCUUUUGUACAUUAAUUGCUACGUUUGUAACGAAAUUGUUUAUUAUUAUUAUUUAUGAGUGUUUCUGUAUAUAAUAAUAUUAGACAUGUGAUUAGUUUAAGUGGGUACCUAUACUCAAUUGUAUUAUUAUAUUAUCUAUAAAAAAAUCAUAUACAUUUAUAUUUACGUCAUAAUUACUUUAUUUUAUUCUUUGUACCCUGCAACAGAAUAGGUUCCUAUACCUAGUUAGGUAGGAAGGUACACACAUACCUAUGUACCUACGUUUUCAUAAUAAAAAAAAAAAUUGUUUAUAAGGAGGUAAACUAUAUACUUACAAGAAAUAUAAUCUAAACAAAAGCAUAAUUAAAACGUACUUCGCAUAGAUCAAAUAUAUUUUACGAUGUAUUAGUUUUACUGUUAUAUACAAUUAUUGCUAUAAUUUGAUUAAAAACAAAAAACUAAUUUCUAAUGUUAUACAUAGAUAAUUAUCUACUUAUUUAUUGUAACAUUAGCUAUAGCCACACGGUUUCGCACGUGACAAAUCAAAUAUCCGUAGUUAUAAACACGCACCCUCCACUAUGCUCACAACUUCACCGGCAUGACAUGAUUGUCUAUCGGUCUAUCGUUUUAUGUAUAUAUAAUAAUAAUAUAAAAGCUUUUAAUUUAACUAUUUUUAUUAUGCCUGUAAUCCCGUUUUUUUUUAAAAUCUAUAUCUGCCAGCUUUAUCCGGAAAAUUUGACUUUAUAGUGACGAAUCUCUGUUGCUAACGGGUGUAUUUUUUUAUAUAAUAUAUUCUAGAUAUUAUAUUACACGGUUUUAUUUUCAACCGGUGUAAUCAAUAGAAACCAGAAAAAGAAUGAAUAAAAUGCAGUUUCAAUAUUAUUGGGCUAAUAAUCAAAGUGUCAUCUGCCCUUUUAGGAAACUAAUUCCGUGAUACAAAGUAGUCAGAGUGUGUUUUCAGAAUGUGGGCCAUCUCUUUAUAAAAUUGUAUCAUAAUAGGUUCAGCGGUUCAGUCGUGAAAAGGUAACAAACAUACUAGCAUACUCUCAAAUUUACAUAAUAAACAAUAAAUUUACAGGGUGAUUCUUUUAUUAAGAACCAGCAGUUUUCUCGGUGGAUAUGAAGUGAAUUUGAUUUGUGUGUUUUUUUUUUUUUUAAUUAUUAAGAAAUCGUGGAAAUUUUAUUUUAACAUUAUUUUUAAUUUUUUCAAUUAUUUUGUCACCCCUACAGCUUAUACAUGAAGUGAGUAUCCACUGUGGACUAUUAAAUAUCAACCUCCUCCUUUCAAUCACAGAUUCAAAUAGAGAAUAUAUUUUGUCAAGACAAUUUGAUAUGCAUAACACUUAUAUCAAAUUUACCGUUUAUGAGUUACAAUAAUUUAAAGUUAAAACCGGAGGAGUAGAGAAGAGUACUAAAUUGCAUAUCUUUUUUUAAAUGAUAAAUUGGUAACUAUCUUCUCUACUUCUAAACUUUAAACGAUUAUAACUCAUAAUGGUAAAUUUUAUACUAUAGUAUCAAACAUAUCAAAAUAUCUAGAAAAAUAUGGUAUGCUCUAUUUGAAUUUAUGAUUGUAAGGAGGGGGGGCGGAGUUGCUAUUUUAAAGCCCAAAGUGGACAAUUAUUUCAGAUAUAAGGAGUAGAUUGAAAAAAUUGAAAAAAGCGUUUAAAUACAAUUUAAACGGUUUCAUAAUGAUUAAAAAAAAAAAAAACAACAAAUCAAAUUAGAUUAAAAUCAUCUUAGAAAAUUGGUGGUUCAUGAAAAAAUAAUCACCCUGUAUACAUAUAUACUAUCUGGGCUGUCCCACCCGAAGUUGCCCACGCCAAAAUAAAUAGUACAAACUUAUCAUCCCUAUCACCACUAGGGUAGUCCCAUAAAUGCCAAUAAGGAAUGUAUUGGUUUUACUAUGAUGUAUAUUUUUUUAUAUUCGUAAACAACUUUUCCCUAGAAAUCUUGCUCCAAUCAAAACAUGACAAGAGAUUUUUUUUUUUGUUGCAUUUUAGCUCUAGUUGGUCAUAAUUAGAAAAUUCUUUAUUAAUAUUCGAUAUAAUGAGGAAAACUGGUUAUUUAGGUUAAAGAAGAUUAAAAGAUUAAAAAUAAUGGUUGUCAUUGGCAACCAUUUUUAUUUAUUUUUUGUUAUUAUUAAAUUUGUAUUAUUUUAAUCUUCUAAUCUUUUUUAAACAAUAGUUUUUGUCAUAAAAACGCACAUUUUUAAAAAAAGCAAUACUUGUGACUGAGAUCUGUUCAGAAUCGUUUUUUGUGAGAAAUGAUUUAUCAUCACGUACAGAUAUAAAUUGAAUAACUUAAUGUAUAAUAAUUUACCAUCCCGACUUUCUACCUACAGCAGUGUUUGCAUCCGUCCCCUGUAUCAGUUCUAUUUUUUUUAAAAACUUUUUUCUAUUUCAUCUGUAUCACCAAGGUAGCACAUAAAUCAACAAAAAUACCUAUAUUAUCGUAAUAAAAAUACCAAUCACCCCUUCUCCUUUUAGGAUUUGAAUACUGGGAAAAAAUAGUCAAUAUGUUAUUUUUGGUCUAGAACUACAUCUACACAAAGUUUCAGCUCAAUUCGUCUAGUAGUUUCAAAAAAAUAGUAACAAAUAUACAUACUCAAAAAAACUAUCACAUUUAUAAUAUUAAUUAGGGUAUAUACAUACAUAGGAAAUGAUAUAAGAAACGAACAUAUCAUUUACACGCAAACAAACUCCAAAUGUUGUGACAAAGUGCGUAGAUUACACUAAUACCCAAGCACUCUUAACUUUCUUAACACCUCUUAAUUCAUAAAAUGUAUAAAUUUGAUUAAUUUGCAGUUUUAAAAACAAAUAAUUGUUCUAGUAUUGUGCACGUUUAAUCUCAAUAUUUUAAGAAUUGAUACUUGAAACAUUUUUAAAUAAUAUAUAUUAAAAACGAAUAUGAGCAAUGAGUACUUGGGUAGGUACCUAUGAUUGUUUUUUCGUCGGAUCAAUUUUAUCUUGAGCAAUUGUUAAUAAAAUAUGUAUUGUUUAUAGCGCUGACGUAAGAAAAAUAUUGUAUAAUAGAAUACGCGAUUUUCGAUAAGAAUAAGUGUUAUCUUAAAGGAAACGUAUCGUUGAACCUGAACUGCUUCGUAUAAAUAGUGUAGUCCAAGGAACAUAAUAUUAUAAGUACCCGGUUAUAGAUAAAUAUACUUUUGCGACAUUGGCCGUUCCGACCUUGUAUCUAUACGUAUUCUUUAAUCAAAAAUAAAUGUACUUAGGUACGUACGUGUAUUAUAAUAUAUAGGUAUAAUAUGAAAUAUUGUAUUUUAUUUUAAUCGACAUUAAUUGAUAUGCAUUUGUAAUGAUAGUUGCUUAGGUACUUACUUACCGAAUUUGCUCAAAUGAUAUAAUAAUAAAGGCCGACUGAAACGGGAAAUGUUGAUAAGCAGCAGGUACCUGUAGUCUGUACCUACUACACUACGGCAAAGGUGAGUAGAAACUAGUGUUAUAUUAUUUUUUAUUAUCUGCCAUUUCGAUAAUAAAGACUAGUGUCCAGGGUUCAAUGUGGUAGGUAAUUACUCGUAUUGUUAACCUGCAGUUAACUACCGUAGGUGUAGACAAGUCAGUAGCGUGUCAGACCAGCUCCACUCCGGCCAUUCGAAAUUUUCAGUCAGGUUAGUACAUAAUACUAUAAUGUACAAAAUAUAAAAUAUAUUUACUUUUAUUAUUAUUAUUAUUUUUUUAUUAAAUAAUUCAAAAACUAAAACAUCAGUAGGUAUUUAUAGGGCUAUUAAAUAAUAUUUUUAAACAUCAAAUCUGUAAUUUUUAGACGUUAGGUGUUUAAAUUCGUGUGAGUUAGAUCAUCAACAUUAAAUUCUUUAAACGUUUUUAACAUGAAAUUCACAUAGGGAUUAUCGUAUUAUUAACUUAAAUAAACUUCUUUUCGCAUAUUAGAAAUAUCGACAUUUUUCCAAACAACUGUUUAUUAUUUUAUUUAAAUUUAUUGUCAAAAUUACUAUUUUUGAUUAAAUUGAUAAAAUUCGAAUACAUUUUUAUUCAAAUCCAAUAAAAAAUUAUUAUAUCAUGUUUUCGAAUUAUUUUAUGUUUUUUUUUUUUUGACAGAUAUAUUAAAUAAUUUUAUGUUAGACUCCCUCAAAUUAAUUUAUUAAUGGGUUAAUCAUUUUUAUUUUCUAACUUGAUACACGGGUUUCAAGUAUCUAAUUAAUAAUUUCGGAAAAGUAAGUAGUCAAUAUACCUAAUACCAAAUAAAAAUUUGAUUUUCAUUUCGUUGAUUUUCGAUGAGUGAUAUAUAUUAUUUAUAAUUUCAAUAUUAUGAGGGCGUGAUACCCGCAUGUAUCGUCUUCGUCUUAAAGAGAAAUUUAUUCGAGUACUUGAAAUAUCACCAUUAAAUAACGCUUAUAUCUGGCUUGAAAAUUAAAUUGUAUUUCACAGAUUGCGUGUUCUUAUCUUUUAUGUUAGGUCAAUUCACUCUUACAUUAAAACAAACAGCACAAGAUUGUUGCAAGUUCAUGCUAUGCCGUACAUUUGUAAAACAGCAGAUGUGGGUAUCGCGUACUCUUAGUUUGAGUGCAAUUCGAUCAAGACGUGUGGAUCAAUAGUUUUAGACUCUGAGCGUAGCGAGGGAGCUAUUUGAUUUACUAAGAUGUUUAUUUUUUUUUUCUUAUUAUUUUAGUCUGUGGACACGUUUUUUCCUAAUAAAUUUACUCCGAUUUUUACGUGUAGCAACUUUUCUGAAAUCUCAAGUUGUUUAUAUGGUACUUUAAAGAGGUCUUUUUUGAUUUUCGACGCCAUUUUUUCAAUAAAAGCACUUAAGUGGGGAAAAAAAGUAGAAAAAUGUACAAUUUCACGAUUUCAUUAUUUUAUAAAAUCACGGACGACGUUUUCUACCAGAAAAAAUGAUUUAAUCGAAAAAUCACAUAAUAUAUUUUUUAUUGCCUUUUUAAUUUACUUUCUUACCGUAUCAUUGAUAAAACUUUUUACCUAUUUUGAGAGCUUUUAAGGAAUUUUAGUUUUUAGGGAUUUUGUUGCUAUAAUCCCGUUAUAAAUACACGUAGAGACUUGAAACAACUUGAUAAUAAUACUUAAAUUGAACUUACCUAGACGUGGUAAAAUUUCCAAAAUCAUAAACGAUUCUUUUUUUUUAUCAGCGUUUUGAAAUCAAAUUUAAACGAAAAUCGCAAAAAUUAUGUAUUACCAAACUGUGCUCAGAAUCGUCUUUCGUCAAGCAAUGGUUUAUCGUUGCUUACAGAUAUAAAUGAAAUAACCAUAUGUAUCCUACCUUCCCAACUUCUCAACUAUCAUAAUGGCCUCUCCCAUUCCCAGUAUCAGUUCUUUUUUGAAAUUCUUUUUACGUAUUUCCUUUAGUAUCAGUAAACAAACAUUGUGAUAUAGUAGGUUAGUAGUAUAAGUAUAGAAUUGAAUAUUUUGUCAAGUAAAUUGUGUUAGAAAAAUCGUUUUUAUUUUCAUAAACAAGUAUACGUGUUUUCUUAUUUGAGUAUUUUACAAAAGGAACCAAUGUAAUUUUAGAAUAUCUUUUUUUUAAAUCAAAUAUUACUUUGUAUGCGAAUUGAAAGUUUAAAUUGCGAUAGUAUUUGAAUUAAGUUAGUAGGUAGUAGAUACUUGAGCAUACGAUUUUUCAGGUUUCUUAAUUCGUAAUACGCAAACUGCUCUGUGCAGAAAAUAAAAUAAUAAUAGUAGCUACAAAUAGUUCCCUUUAUUUCCUUAAAAAUGUACAACACUAGGAUUACUCUACGAAAGCUAUAAAAUGUUGUGAACUUAUACUUAAAUCCGGUGAAAAUACAAUCUUGAUAAAGUACAGUGACAACGGCGGAUUUAACUAUGCCGGGGUGUUAACGCGAACAAAAAAUACUACCUUUUUUUACCUAUACACGAACGAAUUGUUUUAUUUAAUGUAUAUAAUACAUAUAUUUUUUGGUUAGAACUUUUAUCGUUUUCGGAAUUAUAUCAUGAAAACAUAAAACAUUGUUGUUUCUAAUACAAUUAUUGGUAUUACGAAAUAAUGUCUUUUAAAAUUGAAAAAUUGGACAUAUUUCAUCGACAAUAUAAAGUACCUAUUGAAAACAUUUUUUGUCCAAUAGUUUUUCUUCUAAUGCGGAAAGAAUAUACGCCUCUGUUGCAUGUAUUUGUACUUGUAUAUUAUUUAUUAUUAUAAGUUCUAAAUUAUCAUUUUAAAGGGUAAAGCACACUAUUUAAUAUAAUAUAUAAGGUAAAAUUCUGUUACUCUAUCGGGACUUAAGAACUCGAAAUUGGUAAACAAUAUUAAUCGUUGGUAUAACAUAACUAGGAUACCAUAUUGGUUGAAAUCAGAAAAAUUGACAAAUUUGUACAAAACAUAAAAUAACGAUGUCUAGUCAGAUUAGUAUUUAUAAUAUUAUCAAAUACUAUUUGAUAAUAUUACCUAUAACGUUUAAAAAUUUGAUUAAUUAUAUAUACAAAAAUGUAAAAUUUUAGAUUUAUAUAUAAAGUAUCACAUUUAUAUUUGACUGUUAUGUCAGCCGUCCAUCUAUAUAAAAAAAAAAAAAAACACGAGUAGAUAUUUAUUAUAACUCAAAUUGUCAAAUUGCUAUAGCUGCUUGUUAUGUACAAUGUUAAAUUAGCGGUUUUUUUUUUUGGAUUUUACUCUAAAUUUUUUACUGAAAUAUGUCGAUUACUAAAUAAUAUUUAUAAUUUGUUUUGUAUAAUAACCUGGGGAUAUCUGUAUAAAGAUAUUUCUUCGAGUUACACAAUACUAAUUGUUGUUGUUGAUAUAAUAUUUAAUCAUCACUUGAUAUUAGCAGCAUUUAUCAACGUUAUUUUGAUGACUUUUAUGUAUUAUUCUUUUGUAUUUUCAUUUUUUAGGACGCUAUGAUUUUAGGACGGCAACAUUGCAGUAAACUGGCAGUCAUGUCUAACAGUAUUCGCAUUUGUAGAUGUUUGAAAACGAACACGUCCACGGGCAUUCGCCAAUGUGGCGUCAGGAGAUCCUACAGCCAACUAUCCGUAAAUUAUUUUACGAUAUUAAAUUCUUCGAAAAUCAUUGGUACCUAGGACUUGGGGUGUAUUAAUAUUUUUUCUUUUUGAAAUUUCAGAGUAUGCAGUUGGAUUUAAAACGCGCGUUGCAAUCGGCUGAUUCGCAUUCGGUUAACGGAACGACGUUUUCGGAUAGGACACAGUUGAAAUACGCGCGGAGGCUGGUAGUGAAAAUGGGUAGUGCCGUAAUCACGAGAGAAGACGAACAUGGAAUUGCUCUUGGUCGAUUGGCAUCGAUUGUCGAACAAGUACGUAACUACACUCACUUAUCUGACUAAUAGUGUCAAAGUGUUUGCACUUAUUAUAUUUAAUUGAAGUCUGAUGAAAUUCUUUAAUAUUAUCUAUUACGUAGUCGAUGUUGUAUAUAUAUAUUUUUUUUUUGUGAUUUCAAAGAUUUUAAAAUCUGCGAUAAUUUCCCGAACUGCAGUAAUGUUUGUAUUCGAUUUACUUUUAAACGUAGUAUUCAUAUCAUAAUACGAAUUUAUUCGAAAUCUAAUAGUCCUAUAUGCUAAGCGAGAUCCGUUAAAUCGGUUACACAAGUCAUAGCUUAAUAGUAAUAUGAAUACAAAAUUUUAUUUACAAUAUUUCGCGAUUUUCAGCGCAUAUUAAUCGGUUUGUAUUACCGAAAAUUUCGAAAGUUUUUCACGUUUAUUAAUGCUUUUUUAGCGCAUAAACUUGGGAGCCAUGUUAGUGAUUUUUGGUAUUCGUUUGGAUAUCAAAAACCCUUUUGUUUAUAGGCAGGCACAUUUGUUUUUAUACUAUGCAGUAACGUAUCUGAGAAUUUUAUUUGUGCGGAAAAUCGUUUUGAAUUGUUCAUACUUUUAAUCAAAAUCAAAUAUAUAGGUAUAAUUACGUUUUCGUUUAGUUCUUAUUCGUCCACACCCGAUCAAUGUUGUAUUUCUCUGCUAUUAUUAGCACCACUAAUGCGAGUUAAUAAGAAGUGAAAAACUGAGAUAAUAAGCGAAGUUUGAAGAAAUAUCGGGGUGUGCUUUUAAAAAAACCGGGAUUAUACCUAUACCUGUUAUGUAUUAAAUGCAGCUGUAAAAAACGACUGCAAGUCCCGACAAUAAUGGCACACGCACUAUAGAAUGUUAAAUUACUACUGGAGUUGCACGGACAGGUUUAUUGUAUAAAAUACAAAUAUAUAAUUGUAUAAUAUAAUAAUAAAAUCGACAUUUUCAAGAGGGGGCGAGUACCCCGUUUGUCCCACUCUUAACUACUCCUCUAUGAUAAUCUUCAUUUUUUUUCUUCCUUAUGAGUCCCAUUGAGAACCAUUGCUGCCAUUACAAAACCUCUCCAGUUUUCUCUGUCGUAUGCCUUGUCAAAAUUCGUAUUUUCUUUUAUAUUUUCGAUGUCUUGACUUAUAACAUCUAUUCAUUGGGUUCUGGGUCUUCCUAAUAGUCUUUUUUUUGUUUAUUAUGUCCACCGAUAUUUCUUUCACAAUAAGUCUAUUCGCUCUCUCCAAACACGUCCAAACUAACUAGACAUUUGCUUCUCAUGUAUGAUAUAAUAUAUCUGGCCUGUUAUAGAGUUCCUGUAGUUUUUGAUUUUUUAUUUUUUCGAACGUUUGCAACUCUGCGUUGUAUCUUAUAUGUGGCCAUAUAUGUUUCUCACUAUCUUUCGUCAGAAAGUUAUUAAUUUUCUGCAGUCCCUUUUGGUAAGUGACCAGGGUCACUAUAUUAUGACGUAUUGAUGCGAUGUUAUAAUAUAUUAUAUAGGUAGCCGAGUGUCACCAGGACGGCCGCGAGUGUAUCAUGGUGACUAGUGGGGCGGUAGCGUUCGGAAAACAAAAAUUAACCCAGGAGUUACUCAUGUCGCUGAGCAUGCGAGAGACGUUGUCGCCGAACGACGCUGUCAGGAAGGACGCACGAUUGUUGCUCGAACCCAGAGCGGCCGCGGCCGUCGGCCAAUCCGGUCUCAUGUCACUGUACGACGCCAUGUUUUCACAGUACGGCGUCAAGAUUGCCCAAGUGUUGGUCACCAAACCCGAUUUCUACAACGACAAGACGCGUAAAAACUUGUUCAGCACGCUGUCCGAGCUGAUCAGCAUGAACAUCGUACCGAUCAUCAAUACGAACGACGCGGUGACACCGCCGCCGCAAGAUGACGAGCUCAUCAAAUCCAAAGGCAAAAAAGUGCGCUAUUACGACUUACACAUACAAUUACGACCGAUUAUAUAACGGGCUAUGAUUAUAAAUUAUAAAAAUAAUUUUAAAUUAUUAUAAAAUACGCACGCUUUAACAGUAAUAUACUUACCGAUACAUAAUAUUAUAUAGUUGACCAUAACCGUAUUAUGCAUGUAAGUAUAUUACAUAUUAUUGUUUCAGUGAUAAUACUGCAGAUUACUAUUGAUUGAUAUGUGAUAUUAUUGUGUUUAUUGUACAUAAUAUGGUUUAGAAAUAUUUCGAUACCUGUACCCACCAAGCUGCAAUAUUAAAAUUUAUAAUCAUUCGUUUUGAUAUAUGUAUAUAUUUUUAUUAAACAGGGUUUAAAAAGUAUAUUUGAUAAACAGGUAAUUAGUAUCAAAGACAAUGACAGUUUGGCCGCCAUGUUGGCCGCCGAGGUGAAAGCCGACUUACUUUUGCUGAUGUCCGACGUGGACGGUAUCUACACGCUUCCGCCGAAACAAGAAGGAGCGAAAAUGAUUUGGACGUACAACAGUGACAUGGCGGACAUAAUACAGUUUGGAAAAAAAUCCACCGUCGGCACAGGGGGCAUGGACUCCAAGGUGAGUCGACUUCGUUAUUCAAUCGCGCGAACAAUACUACUCGUUUAGAAAAAUUGAUCGGCUUAGUGCAACGUCACAAGUACACUUUUCUAAACGAGUCGUUCGAAUAAGGAACUACGGGAUUCGUUUUGUUUUUGUCUAAAAUUUGAUUAAACCCGACAAGUCCUGAUCACUAAGAAAAUAGUGAUUUUCUACGCGUUUUGUAUAUGGAUUUGCAUUCUCGUUGCACCAGAUUAUGUAGUCAUUAAUUGUAUUAAAAGGUCAUUUUGGACUUUCCUUGUUUUUGUGCUGAGCCCUCAAUUAAAAAAAAAAAAAAAAACAGUUAGGAUAAUUACAUUUAUUUAGCACUUAUUAACGGUUUAAUCGGUAUAUAAUAAUAUAACCAAGACAUAAUAUUUUAUAGUGAUACAUAUAAUAUUAUCUAUAUUUCUUUAAAUCGGAUAUUUCGCAAUAAAACGUGUGUAGAAGACCUUUGGACCGUUUAUAUUAACAGUAUUUGUAUACAUUAUAAUGAAUCAUGUGAAUAUUGUUGUUGUUUUAGGUACAAGCAGCCACGUGGGCGCUUAACAGAGGCGUAUCCGUGAUUAUCUGUAACGGGAUGCAAGAAAAAGCCAUAAAGUCUAUUUUGGCCGGCCGGAAAAUCGGUACAUUUUUCACCAACGCUCCGACCGCUAAUACCGCUCCGGUCGAAACGCUAGCUGAAAACGGUACGUUGGCACUUUCUAAUCGCAAUAGGAUGAACAAGUUUAUGAAAAUAACACAAUAUGUCGACGAAACGGACUCAAUGCCAAAUUUCGACAAUUAAUAUUAACGAUACCGAAUUUAUAGUAAAUCAAUAAUCACUAUCGAGUUACUUAGCUACUAUUCAUUUUAAACGAUUAUCGAUUGAGUUUUUUAAUUCGACUUGUGUUUAAAAUGUUACAAACGUCCAAUUACAUCAGUUUGAAUAAAUUAUGUAUAAUAUUUAUAGGUACACAAAAAUUUUUAUCCGUGAAAUUAUCCCAUUAUACAUAUUGUUUAGGUAAUUUAUAACUCGAAAGUUAAUUAUUAAUUUAUUGCAAAUUUGGGAUUAAUUCCACGUAUAAAACUAAAAUCCAUAUCGUCAAAAAAAAAUUCGCUUUAAUUAAAAUAAUUAAAAGUUUAUUAGUUUUUUUCUCGUAUUUUUCGUAUAUCAAUCGGGUAAACUAUAUGUACUCAUUAUGUAUAGACGAGUUAAUAAUAAACCAUUUUAUUCUCAAAGUACAAACUAAAUCAAUUUAACUUUUUAACCAAGAGAAUUUUAGUAUACUUCUAUAAUACAGAAUGAUUCACAUAACGUAAAACACUCGAUAAGUACCAACUUUUUUCGAUAUUUAUUUUUUAGAACAUUUAAAAAAUAAGAAGCUCAAAAAUGUUUCAUUACACUUUUUUUUCCACCCUUAUUUUAGUUAGGUGAAUCCAUUACCUACUUAUGAUUUCAAAUGGUAACACAAAUUAAAAUUUUUAUCAACAUCCUAUUGUGAAACCAGCUUUCUUUCGUUAAUUAAAUUUAAAAGUGAAAUCCGAGAUGUUUCACUUUUAGACGGAAAUUAUAAAUCUCAACACCAUAGUUUAUUAAAACCAAUACUCCAUCUAUUUAUGGAAUUUUUAUUAUAAGUUGCCAUUUGAAAAUAAAACUAGGUAGUGGUUACACUCCUUUAAAGUGCGAUAAAAAACAAUCGAAAUGUAACAUUUAAGCUAUUUACUUCUUAAACUAUUAAAAAAAAAACGAAAAAAGUUAAUACUUUCCGAGUUAAUGAUAGUGUCUUACGCGUUAUAUCGAUUUCACAAUAUCAUCACCACGAAAAUAAUACCUAUACGCUAUUAAUUAAUUUGGCUACUAUCGCGAAAUCGAAUAUUUAAUUUGCACGAAGAAGGUUGGAAAAUGGUAAAAUUAUUUUAAUGAUAAGAUUUUUCCACUGAUUUACUGUCCGAUGUCCAUUUUAAAGGGUGGUAUGGUCGUUUUUUCAACGUUUUAGACCGAUAUACUGCAGUAGUAAAAUUCACCCACUACCAUUAACUCAAUUUUAAUUUUUAAAAAAUAUUUGAAUUUUUUAAUGCCUUGUUUAUGGUUUGAAGAAAAUAUUUUAUGGGUUUUUAUUUUUUAUUACGUAAAUUUAGUUUAAAUACUUGAUGAGUUCAACUUUUAUUUUAAAAAUAAACUAGUAUUUAAUUUUACCACAUAAACAAAUUAAAAUUAAAAUAUUUUCGCUAUACGAAACAUAGAAAAAUAAGUAUACGAAGUUGAAUCAUUUUUUAAAACAAAUAUUGUACUUCUGAAAGUAUAUUUAUUUUAUUCUAGUUUAUUGGUCUAAAUGUAUGAAUAAACAAAUCGUUUUAGACUGCCCGUAACUUUUACCGAAACUAUAAUUAAUCUAUGACGUGUUAUAAAACUUGAAUGCAAUUUUACAGCCCGUCAUGGAAGCCGUAUAUUGCAAAAGUUACCGGCCGAAGAUCGAGCCAGAGCCAUUUACACUUUAGCGGAUUUACUGAUUAGCAGACAGGCGUAUAUUCUGGAUGCUAAUGAAAAAGACAUUGCGAUAGCUACUAAAGAAGGCACGGCCGCUCCUUUGAUCAGUCGGUUAUCGUUGACAUCAGCUAAACUUAAGAGUCUGGCCAUAGGUAACAUUUCCUAUCCGUAAAUCAUGACACUCAGUGACGUAUUCAAGGAAGGGGGUCCAUAGUUCUUUAUGUAUGUCGUACUAUUUUACGAUUUGAGUGUUAACAACGUUUUCAGUUAAUUUUUUCACUCCCUAAAGUACUUGUUCUAUACCAAGCCGUAUGAAAACGUAUUUAAGGAGGAAUACUAUGUCAGAAUAUUGAUCCAACGGGUUAAUUAAUAAAAAUGUUUUAAUUUUUGCCUUUGUACAAAAUUCUCCUGGAAAGUUAGACCAUAAUAAUACAUACGCAUAUCAUUAUUUGUAUUCUAUUAUUUCAUUAUUAUGUUUUUGAUAUUUUUUUUAUUACUAUUUAAAGUAUUCCAUUAAAUUUUAUGAACACAUUUCUACGGUUUUUUUUUCUGUGGGGAAGUCAAAACUCUAACUCCACCCAUUUCCCAUAUCUUAAGCAAAAUCAUAUUAUCUAACCCCCACUAAUUCAAAAUUUUGACUACGUCACUGAUACUGCCACAAUGUUUCAUUUUAUUAGUAUAGAUGUCCUAACUAACACCAAUUUUACUAUUUUUAUCGUAUCAAUAAAGGUCUUAAGCAAAUCGCUGAGACCAGUCACACGAACGUCGGCAGAGUAUUAAAGAGAACGAAAGUCGCCGAAGGAUUAGAUUUAACUCAAGUCACGGUACCCAUUGGUGUUCUUCUUGUCAUUUUCGAAUCUCGGCCCGAUUGCUUACCGCAAGUAAAUAUAUCUUUUAUUUGUCCAAAACACAAUCCAAACACAAUUUGUACUUGAAAUCGGUUAAUAAUUAUUAUGAAUAGUGAUAUCUAUCACUAGAGGUAGAAUAAUAUUAUAGAAUUUUUCACAAUACUGUUUUUGUAAUUUAUUUUCAAUAUUUUGGUAAUAUAUUAGGUAUAAGUAAAUAUUAUAAUAUCUAUCUAGUAUCUAACAAAUGACUGACAAAUUAAUUACACGAUAUUUAUACACGCGUGUUUAAACAAACAAAAUAAAUGUCGGAUCUACAAGAGAGAGAAAGAGAUAGAAGGAGAGAUGAAGAUUGAUUAAAAAAACAAUAACCUCAAUAACACGAAUAAAACACAAAUACAAAUAAUAAUAUUCGCUUGUAAUAUUUUCAAUUAAAAUGCGGGAUGUUUUUUAAACCGCAGAUUUCGUAAAUGAAUUAAUUCAUAAAACGUACGUAAAUGUUUUUGUUAAAAAAAAGAUAUUUUUUUUAUUACAUACCUAUUUAAUUUGUUUAAAUAAAAUAUGUAUUUUAAAUUAAUACGUAAGGACACAGACACAAAUUAUAAUAGUAUAAUAAAAAAUCGGUUUUAACGCAAUGAUGACGAGUUUUAAUUUAAAAAAAAAAAAAAAAAAACUUAAUCUGUAUUUAAUAGAAAAUACUAUGCAGGUAACAGCUAUACAUCUUAUUAAAAACCGCAUUAGGUACAUAAUACAUCACGUUAGUAAAAAAAAUAAAAAUAAAAAAUAUUUACAUAUACAUAUGUGGUACGUAUUGAAAAAUCAGCUUGUAUUUUAUUUAUUCAUCGAAAGGGACUGGAGCGUUUGAAUUUAUAAUGACUAAUGCGUAAAUUUUCACGUAUACCGAACAAUAAUUUAUUAUGUCACCACCCCGUUGUGCCAUUUUCAACACAUCGAAUAAUGUAUAAAAUGUUAUUAUAUUAUACGAAAAUGACUUUUGUGGGCCUACAACAGGUGGCUGCUCUGGCGUUGAGUUCGGCAAAUGGACUUUUAUUGAAAGGAGGCAAAGAAGCAUCGCACAGUAACAAAGCACUCAUGGAUGUUGUCAAAGAAGCUUUGGCCACGGUCGGCGCCCAGGACGCCAUAUCCUUGGUGAAUAUUAUUCAAAGUCAAGUUUCACGACACGUCACUAUAAUAAGGCGAAAAUUAUUACGAUGACUAAUAGUGUUUUCUGCACAUUUACUGCGGGAAAACAUAAUAAUAUUGUUAUAAUAUUGGUCAUAGUAGUUAAUCGUAUUUCGAAAAUGAAAUCUCGUGUUUUUUUCCCCCCAUUGUCGUCUCUAAUAGUGAUUUGAAAACUCGUAAUAUUAUUAUUUUAUACACUGACGUCUUUUUCCGUUUCUAGAUGUUUCUUUUCCUCGUCAAAUGUUUGCUGCACAUCUCCUCGCCUCUCUUUCAUAGCUGAAUUCCUUUAUGUCCUUAUAACUAUCCAUAUUCACGGUUAUCGAAAUUGUGUCUCAUGUAUUCCUUGGCCUUCAAAGCCCCCUUAUAUGACGCUCUUUAUCAAACUAUCGUAAUGCGGUAGAUACCUUAUCAUUUUUUCUCUUUUGACUUUAAUAUUAUGUUGAAGUUAUCGUUUUUCGUGAAAAAUGAAACACAUUUUGUUCAGUACUACCUGGUUUAUUAUAUAAACUCUUAAUGUUCAUUGAAUCUUAAAUAUUUUUUGACCGCAUUUUAAAAGUAUCAAUAUUUCUUUUGUCUAAAGUACCAAGUGUCCUAGUUUCGCACCCAUAUAGAGCCGCAUAUAUUCCUCACAUCAUAUACUUUCAAGAUCACUAUUGGUGAUCACUAUUGGUGGUGGAUCACACGUGGUCAGUAGAUAAAAUUUUUAUUCCGAAAAUUCUUCUUUGCUUUUGCUAUUCUACUAAGCAAAUAUUUAUAAUAUUAAUAUAGGAACAUCUUUUAUUUACUUAUUCGUUUAAAUAGAAUAAUAAUUUCAAACGGUACACUCGUAGGUAUCGACUCGGGAAGAAAUCAGUGAUUUACUGGCUAUGGAACAACACAUCGAUCUGAUUAUUCCCCGUGGAUCUAGCGAUUUGGUCCGUAGUAUUCAGGAUCAAAGUGCACACAUACCUGUCUUGGGACACGCCGAAGGAAUUUGUCACGUAUACGUGGACAAAGACGCUAAUCUAGAAAAAGCUUUGACUAUAAGUGAGUAGUAGUGGUACCUACUUAAUUUUAUAGAGUACAUAUUUUUUCUAAUCUAAUCAGAAACGUAUGUACCUAAUUGUAUGUUUUAUGUUUAAGUUCGCGAUUCCAAGUGCGAUUACCCUGCCGCGUGUAACGCUAUGGAAACUCUCCUGAUUCAUGAAGAAUUAUUCGGCGGACAAUUCUUCAACGAUGUCUGCGAUAUGUUAAAGAAAGAAAAUGUAAAUAUUCGAUAAUUGUUGUUCAGAAUUUAUAAACUUUAAUUUAAUUUUAACGUACGACUCGUAUUAAAAAUUUGUAUUGAAAAAUAGAACACUAUACAAGAAUUAGAAAAUGUUUAAUAUAUAUAGCCACUUCACUAACUCCUUUAGAAAAUUAAAUACAAACCGUUUUAGUAUAAUUUAUUUUCGCGAGAACUUCAAUAUAUAGGUUCUAUUUGUGCACUGCAAUUUUGAUUGCGUUUCUAGUGAGUCAAUAUGUGUAUUAUUAUUAUAUUAUGUUUGUGAACUAUGUUUAACAGUUAUGUUACACAUUAGUUACAAUAGGUAUUAUUAAUAUAGUAUAUUUUGUUAAGAAUAUUAUGAUUCUACACAAACUAUUUUACACAAUUGUAAUUUUAAUAAUUGCAUAGCUCAUUUAUUAUAGCGUAUUUUGUUUGAUUAAUUUCUAGGAUAAAUAUAGUAGAAAAAAAAAACAAUAAAAAACACCGCCCAACAAAUUUCGUUAAAUUUCAAAACUUACAUGCCAUUAUAUUUUAUUAAUAUCAUUAUAUUAUAUCUAUUUUGUGAUUAAAAUUAUAAUAAUACACUCGAUUUAUACACUGACUUAAAUUAAUUAAAAUUAAUAAUAAUAACCGAAUUAAUAUUAUUUAUAGUAUCAAUCAAUGUUUAAUCUUGAACUGUAUUGUCUAUAUUAGUUAAGGUUAAAAAUGAUUGUCGAUUGGACACUUAUUUCGUGUUGAUAACAAUAAAUGUCGCUUUUUAUAGGUACAAUUAUUUUCCGGUCCGAAACUAUCAUCGCGUUUGACUUUUGGUCCUCCCAGAGCCAAGUCUCUAAAACAUGAAUACGGCGAGUUGGCAUGCGCUAUCGAGCUAGUCUCUGACUUGGACUCUGCUAUCAGUCACAUACACACGUACGGAAGUGGCCACACAGAAGUCAUCAUCACAGAAAACAGUAGGCUUUUUACAAUUAUGCUAAUGAUAUUGCAAAGUAUUGUAUAAAUAGCGUUAACAUUGAAUAUUUGUCUUUUGAAAAUUAGGCGAUGCAGCUUCAAAAUUCCAAAGAGACGUUGAUAGUGCCUGCGUGUUCCAUAAUGCCAGUUCGAGGUUCGCCGACGGCUUCAGGUUUGGUUUGGGUAAGUAAUUUAUUGAUAAUAAUAGAUUUUCGUUAAUCUCAUGUAAGUUUAUUUAAAAACGUAAAUCGCAACCAGAAUCAGAGCAAAAUAUUCGUAUAUUAGGCAUUAUUUCAAAUGCAUUUUAACGUAUCAUUUUAUCAUAUUUCAACUAUAAUAACUAGACAAAUAUAAUUUUUUACCAAUUAAGAUUAUUAACUAUAGUAACUUUUCUUAAUUAAUUUACUGCCGUUAAUGGAAAUUACAAUUUUAGCAUUCGAACAAAAUGAUUAAAUAAUUGUUUCCAAAAGCUCGCAAGCCUAUAUCAGAGAGUGGAGACUUAAUAAAUUAAUAUAAAAUCAUGAUACCUAUCUGAUUGAUGUGAAAGUUGUAACUACAGCUUCUUCCGAACAAAUGAAAUGGUUUUUAUCUUUUACGUAUAAUUUUCGAAUGAUUUAAAAACAUAAUUCAUCCAUAAUAUUAUAAAAAAAUUGAUAGUAGAGUAUUAUUUAAAAUAGAACUUAUAGGUAAUUCAACUCUAUUAAUCGUUUGACUUAUUGUUAUCAUCUCGUAAUUUGUAAUUGUCAUCAUUAAAAAAUGUAGCUUAUCCACUUUUUUUUAGAUACUUAUCUGAUCAAUUGAGUGUAUUUUUUUUUUGUUAAUAUGCAUACCAAGAAUCAUUAUUACGAAAAUGAUUAACUGUUUGUCUUAUGUAAUAUUUAAUUAAUUUAUUAUAUAGGUAUCUAGUUGUAAAAUAUAAUCUAUAAAAAAGUUUAAAAUUUACUAAACGUAUUAUUUUGUGAACUUUAAAAGGGUUAACAUAUUCAUUUUAAAAUUUAUUGCAUAACAGUAAAACUUACAUGCAAUUGAUUUGGUCUAUCGUGAUAUUGAAUAAUAAAUAGAUUAAUAAUAACUGGUGGGAUAACGUGUGGUGAACUAUAUUAUAAUAAUUAGCAUUUCGAUAACCAGCGAUUACAAAUUACAUUUUUUUUUUUAUAAUAGCAGUAUAUGGGUAUCUACAUAUUGAUAAUAAUAUUGUUUACUUAAAUUGUCUGUGGAUCAUACAACGAUUGGAUAUUCGUUUAUGUUGCACAUGUUUUUACGGAGGAGUAUUUACAUUGGCAAACAUUGCAUUUACCCUACGAGAGGGGGAUUGAACCCUUUCAUCUACAUUUCACGUAAUUUUUGCAAUCGCAGAUGAAUAAACGUCCUUCAAUUAGAAAAUGUAAAUUAUAUCUCUAUAUUAAAUAUACAUAAUAAUGCAUGACUGUAAAACAAAAUAUGAUUUUCGGUUCUUCUUCGUUUAACAUACUUAACUCACAAAUGAUUUCAUCUGAUGGUGUAGUAAUUCAAUAUUUCGAUUACAUACACGAUAUUCAACGAUGGAAGUUCGACGAUUAAUACGGAAAUUAGGCAUAUACGUAAAAAACAAAAAAAAAACUUAAAUGCGAGUAUCUAUUCGAGAUGGACCCCCCUCCCCCGUAUAUAAGUCUUCACUUUUUUAAUGGUACCGGAAAAAUAAUUGUUAAGUCGCUAAAAAUAUGAAUUCUACUCAGCCCUUAAUUGUUUUUAAUAAUUUUAACGUCCGUGAAGUGAAACAAAAACGAACGAGCGUUUUAAAUGACAUCAUUUUCUUCACCUAUAUUAAUAUAUAAUUUUAUUACCCGCCCAGAAUCGCUAUAUUUUCGUCGAUGUAGAAAAGUUAUUGUUUUACCGUUAUAUUUUUUAGUUAUAACGAUUAAUCGCACUGCAAAUACGUUUCAUUUCGAAGUAAUAAUUACGGGUACCUGAUUUAAAAUCGAUAUUUGUUUUGUUUUUAAAAUGUACAAUGUAAAAUGUAAGUAUUUUGUUUACAAACUAAAUUACGCGGUACGAACGAAUUCGUAAUGCAAAUGUAGGUAGGUAGGUACUUGUAUACUAUUUUCUUUUAUUGUUUGUCCGUGAAAGUUUUUUCUAACGAAAUAAAUUAUUCAAAUUGAUUUAAAUGAUUUUUAUCAAUAAAUAGUAAUUGCAUUUCAUGUAUAUAAUAAAUUGUAUACAUAUGUAUUUUAAAUGUUCGGUAUAGUAAUUUAAUGUCAUCAUUCCGGAUUAUUUAUUUAUCACGCACUUAAGUAUAUUAUUAUUAUUAUUACUGUAAGUUUUGAUUCUGAAAAUAGUGAAAAAAAAAAAGGCAAUAAAAUGGAUCUAUUAAAAUGUUUCUUUUGUCAAUUUAUAAAUGGCUGGUGACAACAGUUGGUCCCUAAAGAGUAGAGUUGUUGCAAUUUUAAUCCGAUUGCUGACAAAGGCCGUUUUGAAACCAACGAGACAUACAGAAGGAUGAAAAAAAAAUUAAAUAAAAGAAAGAAAAAUAGAAAAACGCCAUGUUACAGGGCUAUAAUAAUUCUUUGUCAAAGUUUAGUGGAUAAUUUUAUUCUUAUCGCAAUAAAUCCGUUUAACCCAUUUGACUUUUUCUAUAGCUAAAUCGCUCAGAAAUACGGGCAAAAAUUAUUUGUUGCUUACGAUCAGUGUCUGAAGUUUAAUAUAUUAUUGUAAACAAUUAUUUAAACACUUUUUAGACGGAUAAUAGUAUCCGUCUACAUUUAAAUUAUUAAAUUAUUAAUAAUUUAUAUGUAAUUUAAUCUAUAGGUACUCAAUACUAUAGCGUAAUUUAUUAUUCAAAUACAAAUUUCGUUAUUGAUUAUAAUAGAGAAUAUUUAAUAACGUUAAUAAUAAAAGUUUUUUUUUCAAAUACUAUAUUUUAUAGUUUGCUGUAUAGACAUGCAAAUUAACCACAUAGGUAUAUAGUAACAUUUUUAUUUGAACGAAAUUCGAGUAUUUGUAUUGUUAUUAAUAAUAUUAGUAUUUGAUCUAUGCAAAUUGAAAAAUAUUUGUAAUAGUGGAUACUGGGUAAACAUGACAAAAAUCAAUAUAACAUAUUAUUAUUUGUUUAAAUUUACUUUUUAAUCGUACUUCGUUUUUAAGCAUAUAAUCAGAUCGCGAUAAACUUUUUAAAAAUUAAAACAAUAUUGAAUUUAAACACGAAUUAAAAAUACUUACAUAAUAAAAAUAAAUUGCAUUUUAUACUAAUGUUAAUAUUAGAAGGUUAAGUAAAGUUAGUAUUAGAUUAGGCUAGGUUAAGUUAAAUUGCCCUCAGGCCGGAGGCUAAGUAGUGUGUGCCAGGCCGGAGGAAGUAAUGCUAACACGGUUGCCUCCGGCUCGGUGGUGCUUAAUAAGAAAAAAAAAGGUUAGCUUAGGUUAGAUUGAUUAAAUUAUGUGCGAAUUUCUGCUGUAGAUAUGGGAUUUCUGUAAUUGAAAUCAUUUAAAAGUCCAAAGAUUAAUAUUAUGCAUUCGGAAAAUAUUAAAAAAAAAAUCGUUACCUUGAAUUCGAUUAACGUAACGCGUAUACUAUGUACGCGUAGGUGUACUAGAAAAUAUUGUUGAGUUGAUUUUUUUUUUCAAACGAUAUUUUUUUUUUUAUUAAUUUGUCUUUUUUUAAUAGUACCCUAGAUUUAAAUUUUCGCGAACACCCGAAAAUUAUAUAAUUUAUUAUUCAACUUACAUAAUAUGCAGGACUCACCGGGCUAUAAACUUUUCAAAUUUAUGUUUAGAACAUGCCUUGCAAUGAAUAUGACGUGUAUGGCAUAAAAAAUAAUAUAACACAUUAUAAAUUGGGGACUUUAGGUGUAUAUCUAAGCUGUGAAUAAGGAAUUAUGCAAAUCCAUCGUAAUAUUUUAUGAUAAUAUUCUAUGUACAACACUAAUCGUAUUACACAAGAAUUCUCAUUGAGAUCCGGGAUCAUGUGAAGUCUACACAUCGGUUGUUCGGAGGUCUGUAAACAACUUUUCGACCUGUAAUCUUGCUUCAAUCUUUUGUAAUGGUUCUUGACAGAAAAUGUUCUCUAGUCGCUGCAAAAUCUUGUCUUAAAAAACGGGGAAAAUACGCCAAUAUUUACGCAAUAACGGUUUUUGUUAAUUUUGGCUACGUUAUAUUUUGUUAUUAUUCAAUGAAAAAUAAAUAACCGUAGAGACCUGCGAUGACCGAAUAUUCAUAUUUACAAUUUUUCUAGACAUGAUCCAAUUUUCGAAUUAUUCUGUCGUUUUUUGAAUUAUUUACAACUAUUUAUUUAAAACUGUAGAGCUCUUUUUGUUUUUGUUUUAUGUGAAUAAAAUUAUUUUGAUUUCGAAUGAAUGCUCGAAAAUUUGGUACAACAUUCUUUAAAAGUUGUUAUUAUGGUGUGUACAAAUAUCAAAAAUCUAUAGUAAGCCAACUAGGUAAUACUAAAUAAUAAUUUAACUUAUAAGCAAAUUCGAGUAACUUAUAUAGAUUACAAAUUUUCAGGAAAUUGAUAACUUAGUUAAAACUUCAAAGUUACUUUGUUUAAAAUUAUCCUGUUCUAUAAACUCAUAAACGUAUUUUGUACUCUAAUAUUUAGACUUGUGUAGGUUUACUAUACACAACCCGUGUGGGUAUUUCAUAUAGGUACCUGUUCAGACCGCAUUCUCGUUUGUAAAUACCUACCUGAAAUCUAGUUUUAAUCAAAAACUUUAUAAGGCCUUUCUCGUAGACAUUUUAAUUUAGUUGAUAUAAUAUGUAGGUCAGUUUUUAAUACUAUUCGUAGUUUUAUUAAUAAGCGGAAAAACUGAACAUUUUUUUGUACAAUUUUAGUGGAUUGCUGGGUUACUUUAGCAACAAAGCCGAAAAAUACCUCUAAUAAUACACUGCUCAAAUUAUUUAUCGUCGCGUACCGAUGUAAAUUAAACUACUUUAUAACAUAUAUAUCCUCCUUUCUGACUUUUAUUCUAAAACAGUAUUACGCUCAUUGGCAGUAUCAGUAUUUUUUUUUUUACAACUAGUUAAAAGUUAUAAAAAAAAAAAAAAACCUAAAAAUAAACUCGUCACGUUUUAGCUUCAAACUUUUCAACUAGUUACCUAUGUACAGUUAUACUGGCUCUGUCGAUUUUCCGACAAAUACUAUAUUACACCCCGCGAUGUUUUUUCCCGAUUCGGCGACCGUACCCACCAUUAAAAUAAAUAUUCACGAGUCAACGUUAUUUUGUUUUUAUUUUAUUUUUUAUCUCCCGUUUUGUGUUUUUUCGCAUAGGCGCCGAGGUGGGCAUCAGCACGGCCAGAAUACACGCGCGCGGUCCCGUGGGCGUCGAAGGACUUCUGACCACCAAGUGGAUACUGAACGGCGACGGUCACGCGGCCGCCCAGUUCGCCGAAGGCGGCAGCCGGACCUACGUGCACGAACACUUGCCGGUGGACAAAUAG